AUGAAAAAUCUAACGUUAACACUUUUCAUCAUUGCAAUCUAUAGCAAUUUUGCUCUUGCUAGAGAGUCCUUGAAAUGGGGAGGAGUCAAAUUAUUUGAUGCCUUUCAGAGCGAAAAAAAAUAUGCUAGGAUAUUCUCAAACCGCUCAUCCUCAUCUAACGUAGAAAGGGCUACCUGUCCACCUGGAUAUCCAUAUGAAUGUCCAGGGACUGAUUAUUGCUGCGAAACGGUGUGUGGCGAAGUUUGUGAAUACGGUUGUUGUAAUCCGGGAAACUCAUGUUGCAAAAGAGGUUGUUGUUUACCAGGCUACCUAUGUCUUGAAGAUGGUUAUUGUUGUCCGCCAGGCUACAAUAGUUGCGGAAACGGUUAUUGCUACGAGAAGGACAAGAUUUGCGAACCUGAGGAGCCUGAGGAGCCUGAGAUACCAGAGCCAUCAAUUUCUUGUGGUUUAACAGCAGAUGAAAUUAAGAGUUCUAAUUAUCGAGAUACUGCCAAAAAAGCCGAUCCUAAUACAUUUGCAUAUGAAUAUGAACCCAAUAGCGGAAUGAUAAUCCAAAAGACCUUGAAAGAUAUCGAAGAUAAUCUAUCUUAUUAUGAUGCUGACCAUGUUUUUGAAGCACAAAUUAUCACGAAUUGGCUUGGACACUUGCCAGAAGAAUACCGUGAUAAAAUGUGCUGCAGUAUUAAGUUAAACCUUAAUGAAUUGAAGGAUAUCGUCAAUGAUGAAACUAACUUACGAUUUCUUUCCAAAGAAAUUAAUAACGCCAAAGGUCAAUUAUUUGCAGGUAAUAAAAUAUCUGAUCCAAAGCGCGAAUUUGCGGUAUCAUAUUAUCUGGCUAUAGAUGACGUCUACAACGCAUUUGUUAUGACUCGUAACAAAGUGAUAGAUUUUUUGGUUAAAGCCGUAGAAGAAGUGACGGAUAAUGUCUGCGACGGAUUUACCGUAGCUCGUAGAUCUGUGACCAUUCUUUUGCGUAGAGCAAUUAACGUCACUUACAUUAAAACAGACUUCAGUGAUUUCUCACGUUCUGCAUACGAAAAUUUGACAUAUAGGACGUUAUCUGAUGACAAAACCAAUAACAAUUCUUCUAACGACUCCUCUUCAAUCUUUCAAUUGCCAUACCUUUCUAUAAAAUUAUUUAUGACCUUAA
Molecule: messenger RNA, 1150 nt
Organism: Diversispora eburnea
Lineage: Eukaryota; Fungi; Glomeromycota; Glomeromycetes; Diversisporales; Diversisporaceae
Source: the annotation of a GenBank genome assembly